AUGAGGAGCAAAGGGAGUGAGUAGCAGGUGCUACAGCCCAAGGGCCCCAUGCUGGUGGCAGAAGGUCCACUGUGGUGGACAGUGGAUGGCUCCGACACUGAUGACAUCCUUAAAUGGGUCAAGGUGACUCAGCACUGGCAAGAGAUCUGUAACUUCAAACAUGGAUGCUUUCCUGGGGUGACACCAGUGAUCCAGCAGACACUGGAGCCACUUGGUUGUGACUGUUCCAUCUCUAUCCACAAUGUCCCCAGCAAGCAUGCUGGAAGCUACCACUGUGUGGGGGUUAGUGACUUGAGUGAGAAAUCAGAAAAGGUCCCAGAGGAGGGCACCUCCAUGCUUGUGAAAGGAGCCAGGGAUCCAGACCCAGACCUCUGGAUCAUACAGCCCCAGGGGCUGGUAUUAGCAACCACUAGAGACUCUGUAUUUCUGAACAGCACAGUGCUUGGAGAUAGUCCCUCAGAACCCAUUAGGUGGUUUCGAGGGGCUGGCCUGAGCCGGGAGGCCAUUUACAACUUUGAAGGUAUCUUCCACCCCAACAUGAUAGCAGUCCAGGACUCCAGGAGGGAUUUUAGCAUUCUUCUGCAAGGUGCCUCCACUGAAUUGGUAGGCAACUACUACUGUGUCAAGUUUCAGAGGAAACUCAAUGGACAAUACCUGUCUGGACAGGGCACCAAGCUGAGAGUAAAACUCUCCCUUGUGUCCUCCAGACCUCCUGUCUAUGCUCACAGUUUGAUCCUGCAGCUGAAGACAGUGAUCUUGGCUGCACUCCUGCUGGCCCUGGCUGCCUGCCGGAGGAGGCCCCGGCAAGAAGACAUCAAGACCCCAGGCCCAGAGCCCCCCUUUAGCAUGGGGCGUGGGCCAUGGAUGUUCCCCAGGUCUCGUGCCAAGUGCCAGGAUCUCUACAUCUGGUUUCCACUCACCGGGUGA
This is a messenger RNA of Neogale vison (American mink), 927 nucleotides long. RefSeq names its product signal regulatory protein beta 2 (gene SIRPB2). The record is from RefSeq and is a predicted model, not a curated record. Gene Ontology annotation, cellular component: plasma membrane. Lineage: Eukaryota; Metazoa; Chordata; Mammalia; Carnivora; Mustelidae.